Molecule: messenger RNA, 1560 nt
Organism: Gloeophyllum trabeum ATCC 11539
Lineage: Eukaryota; Fungi; Basidiomycota; Agaricomycetes; Gloeophyllales; Gloeophyllaceae
Exons: 5
Coding region: 1-1560 (519 amino acids)
Source: RefSeq, a predicted model, not a curated record
AUGACUUUCCCACUUCGCCCACGUCAUUCCUACAAGAAAGGCGACAACAGCUGCAGCACUUUUACCCCAUCCUGGGUGAGGUCGGGGGACGAGGCGGGACAUCGAUCUUUCGAGGGCCCGCUACCUCAUGAUGUGCUUCUGCUCAUCGUCAAAUCCAUGCUUCCCAUCUCUAUGAGUCAAGAUAUUUCAACAGACUUCACACAGGGUAGGGACAACUACUGGAGCACUUUGAUGGACGCGACGCGCAGACGAGAACAGGCACUCCUACUUCCCUUCUUACAAGUCUGCAGGCAGUGGUACCUCUCUGCUACCGCCCUUCUAUACGACUGUCCAAUAGUGACAUCGUAUGAGCAAGUGCGCAGGCUCGCCAGGACCCUGAAAAGACAUCCCAGCUUGGCUAUCCUUGUGCGAGAGGUUCGUGUUCUGGAUAAAGACACUUGGAAGGUCGAGGCCACAAUAACCUCUCUCGUGGCCCGCCUAAGCGGAAGACAAGCCCUUAACUACCGACUCGCGAUCGACUCACUGCUAGUGUCAUGUGGUGCUGUUGAGAAAUUGACCCUACGUCCUUCCUAUCAUGUUCAGGGUCGGCUUGACGGCCUACACCAGACGUUCCGCCAGUGGGCCUGGCCGAAGCGGCUGACAGUGCUCUCCCUGUGGGGUUCCUCAGCUCGCAUCGUCUUCAAGGACAAGGAAAUCCUCUUCCCUGUCCUCCGAGACUUGACCAUUCGUGGGGUUAAGAUUGACUCCCAAUUCUCGAAGCUCCCUGGUUUGCGCACGCUACGGAUCCAAUGCUGUCACCUGACAUCUUCUGUGUACCUCCCGGUCACGCGACUCGCGACGCUGGAAUUCAUGACCUCCAGAAUCGACAGCCCGUACCACAGCGUUUCACGUGUAAUCCAGUCAGCAUACAACCGGUCCUUGGAAGCCCUGGUGAUAGAGGGACCAUAUCAGGACCUAUCCCUCCUGGCAGUAGUGCGCACCGUUGACUGUUCGCUCCUCCACGGACUCAAACGGCUCGUCCUCUCCUUCGACUUUACUGGCGCUAUCGUCCCAUACGUAUUUCCCAGGGAGAUCGGCCGUUUGCCCCAGUUGACCUCUCUGGACCUUAUUUGGCUGCCCCCGUCCUUGCUUCCAGACGUCACAGGCCUUAUCAUGGAUUCAAAUACCCUUAGCUCCCUGGAGGUUCUCAAAGUAGUGUUUUGGAAGGAUAUCCGAGAACUGGCUUAUCUCGCAGAGCAGAUAUCGGUCUUGGAGUCCGAAUGUGCUGAUCGGGGGGUAGCGUGUACCACACAGACUUCGCAGCAGCCUAGCUCAUCUUUAGCUUCAGGGGAAGGCGGAUCUGAUGGAAAUUAUGCCAGAUUAUUGAACCGCGGGCGGGGAGAUUUCCAGUACCAAUAUCUAGCUAGCUAUGGGGUCCGAGUCUGGCCGUUGGUGACGCUCCGAUCGCUUGUCAUAGCUCGUACCCAACCGGAAGGCUGCACAAAGGUAGAGGUACUGCGUCGGGGAUUCUCGACGGACACAGAUGAUCCUUACGACGAGUGUCUUUCUGGUAGUCCAUAA